AUGUUCUUCUCAUUUGUAAAGUCCACGGUUAACAGGGGAAGACCCUUCUAUUCUGCAUCGCGAUCUCUCAAACAAAUAGCGUUUGUGUUCGAUAUAGAUGGAGUACUUGUACGAGGAUCAAAGGCAUUACCAACCGCAAAACCCGCAUUAGAACUUUUAAAUAAAAAUAAUAUUCCCUUCAUCUUACUUACAAAUGGUGGAGGGGUUACUGAAAGUAGUAGAGUAAACUUUUUAUCUUCCGAAAUCGGGGUCCCACUUUCUCCUUUACAAAUUGUUCAAUCUCAUACCCCUUUAAAGGCUCAAAUUAACAAGUAUAAGCGGGUGAUGGUCGUGGGCGGCCCAAACGACCUGGCAAGACAUUGUGCCUUAGAAUAUGGAUUUAAAGAUGUAAUUAUGCCUAUUGAUUUAGUUAGGAAAGAUCCAUCUAUAUCACCACAUCAUCGAUUUACUCAAGAAGAAUUAAAUAAAUUUGCCUUGAAAGAUGUUGAUAUUUCAACUCCAGUGGAUGCAGUCUUGGUAUUUAAUGAUCCUCGUGAUAUGUCAACUGAUAUUCAAAUUAUUCUUGACAUGUUAAAUUCAAAAAAUGGUGUUAUUGGUACUCAUAGAGAACAUACAACCACCACCUUGAGAUCAACCCCUUCAAUCCCCAUUAUUUUUAGUAAUAAUGAUUUCUUAUGGGCUAAUGAUUAUAAGCUCCCUCGCUUUGGUCAAGGUGCAGUGAGGCUUAUGAUCGAGGCCCUAUAUGCCGAAUCCAAUCUGGGCGCUAAAUUAGAAUCCACCAUCAUGGGAAAACCUUUCAAAGUGCUGUACGAUUACGCCCAUCACGUAUUGAUUGAUUGGAAGGCCAAGAUGGCAACUAAUGGCGGUGUUACUCUUCAAAAUGAAUCCUCCGCUCAAAUCUUGCCAGAACUUGGCGUUACUCCAACCAAUCUGCCCUUUGAUAAGAUCUACAUGGUUGGUGAUAACCCUGCGUCCGAUAUCAAAGGCGCGAAUGACGCCGGUUGGGAGUCCCUUUUACUAAGAACUGGCGUGUACCGCGACCAGGAUUGGGGCCUGGCCAUAGCCCAUCCUACCGCAGGUGUCCACAAUGACGUACUUGCGUCUGUACGGGAGACCUUACGCACGAACGGAUUUGAUGUUUAG
[Candida] anglica is the source of this 1143-nucleotide messenger RNA. The record is from the annotation of a GenBank genome assembly. NCBI's taxonomy places the organism in Eukaryota, Fungi, Ascomycota, Pichiomycetes, Serinales, Debaryomycetaceae.